UCACGACAUUGUUGGAAUGUUCGACGAAUUGUAGACAACACCCAGACUGUCGGUCGUUUACAUACAACACUGAUCUGACAUGCCGUCUGCAUUUUGUGAGACUUGCGAAGGCCAGUUCUCUCCCUUCGUUAGGAUCGCGCCACUACUUUGAUAUGGCAGGUGACUGUCCAAUCGAAGACGGGUACGCACUAAUUCUACAUCUGAACUUGUGCUUCAAGGCGUACCCCAAAAAAUACCGGUGGCUCGGAGCACGCAACUCUUGCCGUAAUAAAGGAAGCAGGUUGAUCAUCUUGGACACGGAAGAAAAACAUACAGCCGUCAGAGAAUACAUCAAAACAAAUAUCGAUGAGGCGCAGUAUUGGAUUGGGUUGAAUGACAGGUUAGAAGAGAGUGUGUUCCUCUGGGAGAAUGGAAACAAUGUCAACUUCUCAAUGUGGGGCCUCACUAGUCCGAACAACGAAUGGAAGACAGAAGAUUGUGUUAUGUUAUCUGUUGAGCAGAACUGGUGGAAUGAUGUUAACUGCAAUCUUGAUUAUAAGUACAUAUGCGAACAUUCAAUCUAAUUAAAUUGCAAGUAAACAAAUACCACACCACAUGAGUAAUCAAUAUGAAUUGAAUAAUUACACAAAAGAAUAAAAUUAAGUGAUAAAA
Messenger RNA from Gigantopelta aegis, 651 nucleotides. RefSeq names its product C-type lectin-like. Lineage: Eukaryota; Metazoa; Mollusca; Gastropoda; Neomphalida; Peltospiridae. The coding region runs from base 153 to 563 and encodes 136 amino acids. The transcript has 3 exons. The record is from RefSeq and is a predicted model, not a curated record.